ACAGCUUGUGAGGGGUUAGAAGCUACGAAAUUCAUAAAUCGGAAACAAUAACAGAAAAGUAGCAUGAAUCGGAUUUCAAAAAUAUUUCAGCCUCUCUUAAUAAUACCUAAGAAUGCUGUCGUGAGGAAUCAAGACCUUACGUCCAAGAGUCAAAGACUCAUGAUGGAAUGUGGAUUGAUUCGGCCUAGUGGAAAUGGAUCAUUUUUCAUACUGCCAAUACUUCAAAGAUCUGUAGAGAAGCUUGUUGGUAUUAUUGAUCAUCAUAUGCAGAAAAUUGAUUGUCAGAAAAUAACAAUGCCAACAUUAACUUCUGCUGAUCUGUGGAAAAUGUCAGGAAGAUUUGAAGAUGCACAAUCUGAGUUGUUGAUUGUUAAAGAUAGACAUGAAAAGUUGCAUUUACUAAGUCCUACACAUGAAGAAUCAAUCACGUCACUUUUAGCAUCAAUUGCUGGUACAAGUUAUCGACUUUUUCCUCUCAAAUUUUAUCAAAUCACAUCUAAAUUUCGUGAUGAAAUGAAGCCAAGAUUUGGAUUAAUAAGAGCUAAAGAAUUUCUCAUGAAAGAUUUAUAUACUUUUGAUUGUGAUUUAGAAUCGGCAAAGAUCAGUUACGAAACUGUUAAUGAACAAUACAAAAACCUUUUUGACUAUCUCGAAAUUCCUUAUGUGAAAAUUGAAGCUGACACUGGUUUGAUGGGUGGAAAUAUUUCUCAUGAGUAUCACAUUCUAACAUCAAUUGGAGAAGAUCACAUAGUUCAAUGUAAGAAAUGUAACAAAGCAGUCAACAAAGAAUUAUUGAAUGAAAAGCAAUUAAUUUGUGACGAAUGUGUGCCUGAAGAUAUCGAACAACAUGAAGGAAUUGAAAUUGGACACACAUUUGUUCUCGAAGAUAAAUACACAAAAGCACUUAAUGCAACUUAUUUAAGUAAAAAAGGUAAACCUGAAAUUUUACAAAUGGGAUGUUAUGGAAUCGGCGUAACAAGAUUGAUAGCAGCUUCUAUUGAACGAUUUUCAACUGAAUCUGAAAUUCGAUGGCCUAUUCCAAUUGCUCCUUUUAAACUUUGCAUCAUACCACCAAAAGAAGGAAGCAAAGAACAGGAAAAAGUGAAGGAUUUGAUGGAAGAAAUUGAUAAUUUUUUAAAGUCUAAAGAAAAAUCUUUGAGAGAUGACGUAGUUAUUGAUGAUCGAACUCAGAUAACAAUUGGCAAAAGAUUAAUGCAUACAAAAAGAUUAGGAAUUCCUUUUAUCAUAGUUAUAGGAUCAAAAGCUGCUGAAGAAAUUAAUCCCACAGUUGAAUUACAUGAUUUGAAUCAGAAUAUCGUGCAUGAGUUAUCAAUUACAGAUGCUUUAAACAAAGUGAUGUCACAAAUAAAAACUUACGAAAUAGUUUAA
This is a messenger RNA of Clunio marinus, 1389 nucleotides long. The record is from the annotation of a GenBank genome assembly. NCBI's taxonomy places the organism in Eukaryota, Metazoa, Arthropoda, Insecta, Diptera, Chironomidae.